This is a messenger RNA of Daldinia caldariorum, 2686 nucleotides long. RefSeq names its product small oligopeptide transporter, OPT family. NCBI's taxonomy places the organism in Eukaryota, Fungi, Ascomycota, Sordariomycetes, Xylariales, Hypoxylaceae. The transcript is spliced from 6 exons. Bases 150 to 2453 code for a protein of 767 amino acids. The record is from RefSeq and is a predicted model, not a curated record. Gene Ontology annotation, molecular function: oligopeptide transmembrane transporter activity. Gene Ontology annotation, biological process: transmembrane transport.
AUGGAAGAUAAGGCUAUAGGUACUACGUAGAAGUCUCCAAGAUUAAAGACAUAAAUAUAAAAAGACACGGGACGCGUUAAAUAAUCCCCAUGCCUUCCUUGUUCAUACUGUUUCGGUCUCGGCACGGGUCUAGCCAGGUAUUUUGAGCCAUGGCAGUCGUGGAAGAUCUUGUCAUGCCGGAGAAAGGCGUCAAAGACAAGACGACCAGCGAUGAGUUACCUCCUGAUCACGAUGUAGAAGUCGCAAACGGACAUCUAGCAGAUCUAGAAGUCGAUAUAGGCAGAAUACUUGCCAAAGCCGAAGAAGAGGGCGAUUGGGAUGCAGACACAAGCCCGUUCCCCGCCGUUCGGGCCGUGGUGCCUGAGACGGAUGAUCCCAAUAUGCCCGUAAACACGUUCAGAGCAUGGUUCCUCGGUAUUCUUUUCGUGUUCCUAGGAGCGGGCGUAAACCAGUUCUUUUCGUUACGUUAUCCGGGUGUUCACAUCGUAUCUCUCGUAGCAGAGCUGCUCGCUUUCCCUCUCGGAGUUACGCUCGCCAGAAUCCUACCUAUCAGUCGAUUCAAUCCCGAUCACCAUUUCAACAUCAAGGAGCACGCGAUGGUGACCAUCAUGAGCAAUGUCUCCUUUGGCUUUGGUUCCGCCGACGCCACGAACCUGAUCCAGGCCUCCAAGUUUUAUGGCUUCGAUAUGCCGGCUGGAUUCUCCAUCCUGGCUGUUAUCUGCUGUCAGCUAUGCGGAUACGGUAUUGCCGGCCUCUGUCGGUCGCUAAUCGUCCAGCCCGCCACCAUGAUCUGGCCAGGCGUCCUCGGAAACGUAGCGCUGCUGAGCUCGAUUCAUUCUCGCGCCAACGCGGUAGCCGAUGGAUGGAAGAUAACUCGCAUCAAGUUCUUUCUGGUCGUGGGGUUUGCCGCCUUCGUAUGGUACUGGUUUCCCGGUUUGAUAUUCACCGGUUUGAGUUACUUCACGUGGAUAUGCUGGAUUGCGCCAAAUAACCUGGCAGUAAACCAGAUCUUCGGCAUGGUAACGGGCCUGGGACUGUUCCCGUUGACCUUUGACUGGUCCAUGGUCGUAUACAAUACCAAUCCGUUACUCAGUCCGCACUGGGCUGCUGCUAAUGUCUUCGUUGGAUUUGUCGUCUUCUUUUGGAUCGUCACGCCCGCCAUAUAUUACACCAAUACGUGGUUUACGGCCUACCUACCCCUUUGCACCGCGGACGUGUACGACCGUUUUGGAGAGCUUUACGAUACCGCCAAGGUCAUCACUAAUAAUCUUUUCGACCAAGAGAAGUACGCGGCGUACUCGCCCCCUUAUUUGCCGGCGACCUUCGCAUUCGUUUAUGGUCUGUCUUUUGCGUCAAUCACCAGCGUCUUGUCGCACGUCUACUGUUUCCACGGGGAAGAGAUCAUGCAUGCAUUACGCGGAUCGCUCAAGCUCGACAUUCACGCCCGGCUUAUGAAGGCUUAUAAGAACGCUCCCUGGUACUGGUGGUCUACUAUAGUACUCAUUGUAUUCGGGAUGAGCGUCGCCAUGACCGAGGUAUAUCACACAGGGCUACCUGUGUAUGGGAUCGUACUUGCGAUUGUGAUUGGCGGCAUCUACAUGGUUCCCUGUGGCAUAAUUCAGGGGCUGGCGAACGUGAACGCCAACCAACUUAACGUCCUUUCCGAGUUUAUUGGCGGGUAUAUGUUCCAAGGCAAGCCUAUCGCAAACAUCCUAUUCAAGAUUCUAUCGCAAGAUGUGGUAGGCCAAGGAUUAUAUUUUGCUGCUGACAUGAAGAUGGGUCAUUACCUGAAAAUUCCGCCGCGCACCCUGUUCUGGGCUCAGGGUCUGGCUACUGUGCUUGGGGCUUUGACGCAGGUGGGAGUUACACUGUGGAUGCUCGGAAACGUGCCCGGUAUCUGCUCAGAGGACCAACCCAACGGUUUCAGCUGCCCGCAAGGCCGUACCGUUUACAGCAGUUCCGUGAUAUGGGGUUUGGUCGGUCCCGCGCGUCUAUAUUCGGUUGGUAAGAUCUACAGCGGCCUGUUGCACUUCUUCUGGAUCGGAUUGAUCCUACCACCAAUUACCUAUUACAUCUGGAAGAAGACCGGAAACGAGUUCGUCCGCAAGAUCAACUGGCCGCUCAUAUUCGUCGGCACGUACAAUGUUCCGCCGGCGACAGGUAUCAACUACAGUAGUUGGUAUAUCGUCAACCUGAUCUUCAACAAGAUAAUCUAUCAGAGAUUCUAUGCCUGGUGGGCAAAAUACAACUAUGUGCUUGCAGCGGCACUGGAUACUGGCCUCGCGAUUAGUGGCAUCGUCAUCUUCUUCGCCGUUACAUACGGACCUAACGUACAAUUUCCUGACUGGUGGGGUAACACAGUAUGGCAGAAUACUGCCGAUGGGCAGGGUCUACCGUGGUUGCAAAUGCCAGGCGUGGGAUACUUUGGCCUAGCGAAUGGAACUUGGUCGUGAUAGACGGAUGCCGCAAGCAAUCUUACGAAUAGCAUGAUAUCUAUUAAGCCGGAUAUCCAGCCUCAUAAUUGAGAUUCCCCGUGCUCCAGUGAUCAAGUGAAAGCUAUGUCUAAAGACUGCAUAUAAAGUAUAGUAAACUCCUACAAGAUAAUCUUACCUUAUCUUUCCACGGUCUCGACCGGCUCUACUAAAAGCUCUUCACUAUAUCAUAUAUCACAACUACCCUUUUUAAC